Messenger RNA from Zootermopsis nevadensis, 5585 nucleotides. Lineage: Eukaryota; Metazoa; Arthropoda; Insecta; Blattodea; Termopsidae. The record is from RefSeq and is a predicted model, not a curated record.
GUCUGUAUUUGCUCCUGCGUUUGAUGGUUGCGUAACCUAUUCUGUUAACAUGUUAAUGCUUUAGGUUUAUGUAUAAUUUUAAUGUUGUCAUGUUAAAAAUUAGUUUAAUGUACAUUUUGGUGAUUGACUGAAUCUUCAUAAUUGAAAUUAACAGGUAUGUGGAAUUGAAGAAGAAGAAGAGGUGUAAGAACUUCAUUUGCAGCUAAUAUCUGGCCUUUGGUAUGAAAUAACUGAGGUUCAUUUUAUGUGACACAAUCAAUGGAUUGUCACGGCUCUGGUGCUGCUCAGCCACAACCAGUGGCCUCACCGAUGGGCCCACCUCCCCCACAGACUCCCUCCCCCAUGCCGCCUCCCCAGACGCCACCUCCUCCAACUCAAGGACAGCAGCAGGUCCUAUCCCCGAUGGGCCCUCCACAGCAGGUGAUGUCUCCAGGACCUCCACCCAGUCCUGGCCGACAAGUGGCAUCUCCCUCACAUCAGCAUUUGAACACACAUGGCCACAUGGGCUACCAACAGCAAUCUCUUUGCCCUAGUGGAAUGCUGCCCAGUCCACAAAUGUCAGGGCAGAUGGUUCCUCAGUCCUCAUCACAAGAUACAUACCAAGCUCUGCAGAGGGCGAUUGGAGCUAUGGAAGAAAAGGGUAUGCAGAGUGAUCCCCGAUAUUCACAGCUCUUGGCCCUUCGUGCUCGGCAGGUUUCUUACAGUUCCCCAGGCCAAGCAGAUCCUUCACGAGUAAUGCAGACUUGCUUGCAGGGACCAGGUGGUUUUCUUGAUGGAACUCCAAAGUACAUCUUCAGUUCUCUUCAACUGCAGCAGUUGCGAGUGCAGAUUAUGGCAUACCGACUGCUAGCACGUAACCAGCCACUGACGAGUCAGAUGGCUCUGGCUGUACAAGGGAAACGGAUAGAUCCUGCCCCCCUUCAGCGGAUGCCACAACAAUUAGAUCCAGGUGCAGUAGGUGGAGUGAUGCAGCAGCCAAUGAGAGCUCCUGGCCCAGUAGGAGGUCAGCCACCGAGCCAGUCUCCACUUCCAGGUCAGCCUGCUCCAUCACCAGGCCAACAGACAGUGGGCACAUCUCCAACCACAAGCACAUCCCCUGGCACCGGUGCAGGUACUGGGACUCCGGUAGUACAGCCAACAUCUGCAACGCAGUGCCCUCGUUCUCUCCCUUCCUCAGGACCAGCAGCAAGUGCCCAGUCUGCUGCACAACCGCCACCACAACAGAAACAGAACCGGGUGACCCCCAUAGCCAAACCUGCAGGGCUUGAUCCCCUGAUCAUACUUCAGGAGAGGGAAAACAGGUUGGCUGCAAGAAUUGCACACCGAAUUGAAGAACUGAAUAAUUUACCAACUGUCAUGGCUGAAGAUUUGAAAAUUAAAGCACAAAUUGAGCUGCGUGCUCUGAGGUUGUUAAACUUCCAGCGACAAUUGCGAACAGAGGUUGUGGCAUGCACAAGAAAGGACACGAUGUUAGAAACUUCUUGUCACAUUAAAACUUACAAACGAACAAAACGCCAAGGUCUCCGUGAAGCUCGGGCUACUGAGAAGUUAGAGAAGCAGCAGAAACUGGAGGCAGAAAGGAAGCGCCGGCAGAAACAUCAAGAAUACUUGAAUGCUGUUCUGCAGCAUGGAAAGGACUUGAAAGAGUACCACAGAAACAACAUUGCCAAGAUCUUGAGACUAAAUCGUGCAGUGUUAAACCAUCAUGCUAAUGCAGAGCGUGAACAAAAGAAAGAACAGGAAAGGAUUGAGAAGGAGAGGAUGAGGAGACUCAUGGCAGAGGAUGAGGAAGGUUACAGGAAGCUGAUUGAUCAGAAGAAAGACAAACGGCUUGCAUUUUUGUUAUCACAGACGGAUGAAUAUAUAGGCAAUCUCACAGAAAUGGUGAAGCAGCACAAAGUUGAGCAACGUCGUAAACAGCGUGAGCAAAAGGAGAGGAAGAAGAAGAAAAAGAAGAGAUCAGAAGAUGGUGAGAUGAUAGAUGGGCUGAAUGAUGAAAGUUCACAGAUGUCUGAUGUGCGAGUCACAGUAAUGGAAACAGCCAGUGGGAAAAUUCUCUGUGGAGAUGAGGCUCCUCUGGCAAGUCAGUUCCAGAUGUGGCUUGACAUGCACCCUGGAUGGGAGGCUGCCCCACGUGAAGAUGAUGAUGAGGAUGAAGAUGACGAUGUAUCGGAUGAUGAUAGUGAUGAUUACGAAGACGAGGACAGAGUUGUGAAGAAGAGUAGGGAUGGUAAUUCAUUGAAUUCCAAGUUGUCUGAAGAAGAGAAAGCAAAGGUUGUGAUACAGAAGGCCAAAGUGGAGGAUGAUGAGUACAAGAACUUUACAGAGGAACAGACAUAUUAUAGCAUUGCUCAUACAAUUACAGAAAAGGUGACAGAGCAGGCAUCAGUAAUGGUGAAUGGCAAGUUGAAAGAAUACCAGAUACGGGGUCUGGAGUGGUUGGUAUCUCUGUAUAACAACAAUCUGAAUGGGAUCCUGGCAGAUGAAAUGGGUUUGGGGAAAACUAUUCAAACCAUUGGACUUAUCACAUACCUGAUGGAAAAGAAGAGAGUCAAUGGACCCUAUCUCAUCAUUGUGCCUUUGUCCACACUAUCCAAUUGGGUGCUGGAGUUUGAGAAGUGGGCCCCAUCUGUGAUUGUCGUGGCAUACAAGGGCUCUCCAGCCAUGCGCCGUACAAUACAAAGCCAGAUGCGUGCCACCAAGUUCAAUGUGCUGCUCACAACAUAUGAGUACAUCAUCAAGGACAAAGCUGUGCUCGCCAAGUUGCGUUGGAAGUUCAUGAUUAUUGAUGAGGGACACCGCAUGAAGAACCAUCAUUGCAAAUUGACGCAAGUUCUGAACACACACUAUCUGGCUCCACAUCGUUUGUUGCUUACCGGCACCCCUCUACAGAACAAGUUGCCUGAGCUCUGGGCACUUCUGAACUUUCUGCUUCCCUCAAUCUUCAAGUCAGUCAGUACCUUUGAGCAGUGGUUCAAUGCUCCUUUUGCUACAACAGGAGAGAAGGUUGAACUGAAUGAAGAAGAAACAAUAUUGAUUAUCCGUCGUUUGCAUAAAGUUUUGCGCCCAUUCCUACUUCGUCGUUUGAAGAAGGAGGUCGAGUCGCAGUUACCAGACAAAGUAGAGUACAUCAUCAAGUGUGACAUGUCAGGGCUGCAGAGAGUGCUUUACAGCCACAUGCAGAGUAAGGGCGUCCUUCUAACUGAUGGAUCUGAGAAAGGAAAGCAAGGGAAGGGUGGGGCCAAAGCCCUUAUGAAUACCAUCAUGCAGCUUCGUAAACUUUGCAACCAUCCAUUCAUGUUUCAGCACAUUGAGAAGGCAUAUUGUGACCAUGUUGGCAUUCAUGGAAGUGUUGUAAUAGGGCCAGAUCUGUACCGAGCAUCAGGAAAAUUUGAGUUGCUUGAUCGCAUUUUGCCAAAGUUGAAGGCAACCAGUCAUCGUGUACUGCUUUUCUGUCAAAUGACGCAGCUGAUGACCAUUAUGGAGGACUACCUUGGCUGGCGUGGGUUUAUCUAUUUGCGUUUGGAUGGCACCACGAAGGCAGAAGACAGGGGUGAACUUCUGCGCAAGUUUAACAGUCCUGGUUCUGAUUACUUUGUGUUUUUGUUGAGCACUCGAGCUGGAGGACUGGGUCUGAACUUGCAAUCUGCUGACACUGUCAUCAUCUUUGACUCUGAUUGGAAUCCACACCAGGAUUUGCAAGCCCAGGAUCGAGCGCACCGUAUUGGUCAGAAGAAUGAAGUGCGGGUCCUCCGACUCAUGACAGUAAAUUCUGUGGAGGAACGUAUUCUAGCAGCUGCACGUUACAAACUCAACAUGGAUGAGAAAGUGAUUCAGGCUGGCAUGUUUGAUCAGAAGUCAACAGGCUCAGAGCGCCAGCAGUUCCUCAAAACGAUUCUUCACCAGGAUGAGGCAGAUGAUGAGGAAGAGAAUGAAGUGCCUGAUGAUGAGACAGUGAACCAGAUGAUUGCUCGGUGCGAGACCGAAUUUGAGUUGUUUCAGAAGAUGGAUCUAGAACGUCGUCGUGAGGACUCUAAACUUGGCUCAGACCGCAGACCUCGUCUAAUGGAAGAACAGGAGUUGCCAACAUGGCUUGUGAAAGAGGAUGAAGAAGGAGAUAAGUGGACAGCAGAGGAAGAAGAAGAACGCUACUAUGGGCGAGGAUCUCGCCAACGUAAGGAAGUGGAUUACACUGACAGUCUGACAGAGAAGGAAUGGCUGAAGGCCAUUGAUGAAGGAAUUGAGGAGGAGGAUGAAGAAGAAAGAAAACCUGCAAGAAAGAAGUUCCGCAAGCGGAAGCGGAAAGAUGAGGAUGAUCCUGGAAGUGGGAGCAGUGCAACAGUGGUAGGACCACCUGUUGUGAUGGUAGUAGAGCAGUCCCAUGUCAAGAAACGACGUGGGAGGCCUCCCCUUGAAAAGGGAUCUAUGUUGAAUAGCAAAAUAAAAAAACAAAUGCGGAAACUCGUGAACAUUGUGAUUAAGUACACUGAUCGUGAUGGUCGAACACUGAGUGGACCCUUUAUGAAGCUACCUUCCAAGCAGGAGCUCCCAGGCUAUUAUAACAUUAUAAAGAGGCCCAUUGAUAUUAAAAAAAUACAGCAAAGGCUGGAAGAAAAUAAGUAUAGCUCAUUUUUCGAUCUGGAACGUGACUUCAUUCAGAUGUGUCGCAAUGCACAGAAGUAUAAUGAAGAAGCAUCGCUGAUUCAUGAAGACUCAAUAGUAUUGGAGACAGUGUUUGCAAAUGCCCGAGUUCGACUGGAACAGGAUUCAGAACCAGCUGAAGAAGAGGAUGAAGAAGAAGAGGAAGAGGAGGGGGAAGAAAAUCCUGAUGACUGUUUAAUGAGUGUAGAGGCAGAAAACAGCCGUCGAUCAGUAACAAUACGCCAGCCUGCUGUAGAUGAUGAAGUACACUCUGACAAUGACUCGAUGAAGGUCAGAAUUAAACUCAAAGGUCGCAGGAGUGAAUCUAAUAGUCUACCUGGUCGCAAGAGCGUGAAGAAACUGUCAAAGAAGCUUUUCAGUGAGGAUGAUGAAGAAGAAGAGGAGGUAUGUGCUAGUGUGGAGAAUCUGCCUGAGAGAGAGUGAAUUUGAGAUGUAAACAGAACACUUUUAGACUAUGAUAUUUGCAUUACGACUGUAGACUUUGAAUUCUAAGAGGGUAAACAUUCCACUCUCUAAUGCACGUUGUCUGUGCCUUUCUUUUGCUGCGUGAACGUUUCCAGGUUGACUCGGCGCUUUUCAUGUACACGGGGGAUCAUAUGGAGCUUUACUGAGACAGUUUUCAGACAUUGAUUGAAUGCUUAGUGUAAAAUGUGCUAACCAUGGAUAUGUUUUCUUGAUUUUUUUAUGUUUAUGUUAAAUAUUGAAUACAUACAUGGUGAUUGCAAGCUUGGUAAAGCAACUUAUGAUUCAUCCUGUAUGUUAAAAAAAGAUUCAUGAAUAUAUCUUAUCUGAUUCAGGCACCGCCACGGUGGUCUAGCAGUUAGAACGCUGGGCUUGUAAUACUGGGGCCCCGGGUUCGAUUCCCGGCGGUACUCAGAUUUACAACUGGUGUUGGGCAAGGCCGUGGUCCAGGCAUCACAGAG